Prorocentrum cordatum is the source of this 7136-nucleotide messenger RNA. The record is from the annotation of a GenBank genome assembly. Lineage: Eukaryota; Dinophyceae; Prorocentrales; Prorocentraceae.
CCGUAGCCAUUUUGUCUCAAGUCGUGGCUCAGACAUCUUGUUUCUGAAGCCGCCUGCACGGAUAACGGGAUAUUUCCGUGCUUGCCAGACGACCAUUUCAAGUUAAUUUUGUUUGUCAUUCAUCGCACGGCAGCGAUGAGUCCUUGGCGCCUGAUUGUCAGGCCGAUAGUGCUUUGCGUGUGCUGGCUGGCUAGACCGUCCUGGGCGUCACGCUUCUUCUCAGGGUCUUUUCCUCCCUACCCUGCCUGCGACGCCAACUACAACGCCGCCUGCAGCCCGACCAACGCUUUCAAGGCUGUGCGGCAAGCUGUGUCCCAGCUGGAAGGCCUCACGACGGCAGGUGAGGUGGAUGCCUGGAUGCAGGCGCUGAACAGUAGUCAGUACGACAAUGGCGUCGACGGUUUCGGAUUCGGUCCCAUGGUCAUCUCGGCUGACGGCACGAUGCUGGCCGAUCCUGCGAAUUCAGAGCUCAGUGGCAAGAGCCUGUCCGACUUGCUAACCUUGCAGAAUGGCAGCUGCAGCCAAAUCGAACUGCUGACAACAGGUUGUGCCAGGGUCGCCAUGACGAUCUUCCAGGAGGACCUGCUGGCGCAGUGGCGCGAGGCGCUCGAGGGGGACGGCUGGGCCGUCUGGGUCUGGACCAGCCGCUCGGCCGAGCCCAACGACAAGGGCACCGUUGUUCCCGAGAAGAUGGUGGGGUACAUCGAGAACUUGUCGACGCCGCUGGGGGAACUCUGGGUGAUCUCGUCUUACUCCAACAAGCCCCUGGCAUCUGGCUUCGCCUCCGACGCCACCUGCUCCGUGGCUUACAACGAGCUCUGCAGCGUCGAGCUGUCCCGGAUGCUCGUGGGCGAGGGACUGUCCCAGAUGAUGAUGGCCAGCACCCCGGGCGAGCUGGCGUGGGUCUUCUACGACAUCACCUUCGAGGACAGAUACCAGGCCGGCAGCGGCUUCUACAUCUUCGUCUACCGCUUCGGGCCCGCGGGCAGCCCCGGCGAGCGCGGGGAGUGCGUGGCGCACGGGGCCAACAGCGGGCACGUGGGGCAGAACCUGCCCGAGAUCCUGCUCAAGGUGAACAACCUCGCCGUGGACGGCCAGGCCCUGCACGACGCCUUCUUCACCGCCGCGGAGGACGGCGGGGGCUGGGUGUCCUACGGGUGGCGGAACAACCCCACCGACCCAGUGGGCUUCAAGAUCGCGUUCAUCGCAGGCACGGAGAAGUUCGGGGUCAAGUACUACUUGGGCGUAGGCUUCAAUCACAACCACCCCGUGGUUGCCCCUGGGCCGCACUGUUCGACCUGCUCCAUGACGAGCUCAUACCAGUGCGCGAUCCGCAACACCUACAUGCUGAUUGGGCACGUGCAGGCAUUCCUUCUCACCGACGUGGAGCAGACUUCGGCAUGGAAUGCGCUGACGACCAGUCGCAACGACGACCUGGCCCUGGUACCCAUGGACGGCAACGUGGAGGAAGCGGGGUACAAGUUCGGCGAUGUUGGCGACCCUCACGCCUUCUACCCCUUUGUCUACGACUUCAACGGCUCUUGCGUGGCGCAUGCAGCGAACGGUGCGCUUGUCGGCAGAACACUGUGGGAGAUCCUUGAGUAUGCCUCCAUGAACCAGGAAUGUGAUGACACCAGUCUCAACUGUAACAUCACGGCUGUUGACGGGUGGCAGCUCAACGAAGAUUUCAAGAGUGCAGCCGCGGGAGGCGGCGGCUGGGUGAAAUAUGCCUGGCGCAGCAGUGUCAGCGACCCCGCCUUCGAGAAGGUGGCCUACCUUAUCAAGAUCUCGAAGUACGGCCGCGAUUUCUACGCCGGCGUGGGGUACAACAACGUGAUAUGGAACCCAGAGAGCGCGCAGAACUGCGAUGCAGAAUUUGCGGGUACGUGCUCGGAGGAUGCCGUGCUGGCUAUCGUGGGCCAGAUGACGGCGGCCAUCAACAACGCUCAGGACCCAGCCGAUCUCGACAUGAUCUUCGCCGAGGCCACCAAUGGCACGGGUGAUGAGUACCGUCGCUUGGGCGGAUUCGUGGUGGAGGUGUACGACGAGAGUGGUGUUUGCAUGUCGAACGGUUGCUAUCCCGAACACGUGGGGCUGACCUUGGAGGGCAUCUUCCUGAAAGUCGGCUCCAAGCUCCUGGGUGCCGACCAGUACGCCAGCCAGUAUCAGUCGAGCUCGGGCGCUUUCUUCACUUACAACUGGCAGACGGAGAACAUGGCCGCGCCCGUGGUGCGAAAGGCCUUUGCCCAGAAGGCGACCUAUAAGCCCCUGGGCAGCUACACGGAGGAUCAUUAUUACAUCGUCAGCAGCUUCGUAGACGCCAUCCCCCCCCCUCAGUGCACCAGCGACGCGGACUGCCCUCCCUCGGCCGCGUGCGCAGCAAACGGGCGCUGCCAGUGCCAGGCGGGCACGGUCGCGUCCUACAACGCCAGCGGCGCAUGCGGAGCGGUGCAUGGCUGCUCGUGCGAGACCCAGGACUACUCGAUGACCUGCGACGUCAACCCCUGCCCGGUCGGCAUGUUCGGCACCGCGUCGGGCGCGUGCCAGGCCUGCGACCCUGGCAAGUACGCCGAUUCCGUGGCAUCCAGCGAGUGCAGUGCGUGCGCCCCCGGGAAGUACCAGGACGAGUACGGCCAGACCGCCUGCUUCAACUGCUCGGCCGGCAGCGCAGUCAACGCCGGCGGGAGCACGGCGUGCGACGCUUGCGUGGAGGGCUGGUUCCAGGCCGGGGCAGGCGCCUCGCUUUGCGAGAAGUGCCCGCUCGGCUCCUUCUCCAACGACACCAUGAACACGGAGUGCACCAGCUGCCCCGACCCCCGCGAGACCACCGUGGACCGCGCCGCGCUCUCGCAGUGGGAGUGCGUAUGCGAGGCGGGGUCGUACCGCGCCGCGGGGCACUCCGCUGCGGACGGCGUGCACCAGCCGUGCCUGCCGUGCCCCGAGGGCACGGAGUGCAGCGAGGGCAACCAGGAGCCGGUCUUGUUGAGGGGCUUCUGGGCGGACGCGGGGGACUCCACCGACCGGGACUACUCGGUCUUCCGGUGCCGCGACGGACUGGAGUGCCCAGGGGGUCCCAUGGGGACGUGCGCCAGAGGCCGCGAGGGAAUCGGAUGCGCCAACUGCCUGCCCAACCACCAGAUAGACAAGGUCACUGGUGGAUGCGACAAGUGUACGGGCUCCUCGCUGGUCCCGAUACUGUUCAUCAUCGCCGUCGGGGUCGCUGGUCUCGUUGCGAUGGCCUUGUACGCCAAGGUCGACGUGUCCAGGAUCAACCUCAACACGCUGGCGGUGGGCAUCUGCAUCGGGCAGACGGCGGUGGCGGUGCAGGCCCUCUCGGUGUUCCGGGUCCUCGAGGUGAAGUGGGUCGAGCCGAUCAGGAGCUUCUUGAACGUCGUGUCGGUGCUCAGCUUCAAUCUGGAUGUACUCGCGGUGUCCUGCAUGUUUCCGGACUCGGACGCGCUUGGAAAGUACGUGCUGAAGCUGUUCAUCUUCCCUACAGGGAUCCUGCUGCUGUGCGCCAUAUUCUUCGUCAUGAACCGGCUCUUCAAGCAGAACAUCACGGUGGACCACAUAAUAAAUUCCAUUGGGCUCCUGUUCCUCGUGCUUUUCCUGACGCUGGCGAUGCUGUCGCUCAGCCCAUUCCACUGCGCCAGCAGCCCGAACGGCACGGUGUCCCUGGUUUCGAACCCGUCCGUGCUCUGCUCCUUCAGUAAUGCUACCUGGACCGGGCUCGCCGUCUUCGGUGCGUUUGCCAUACUUGGCUUCGUGGUUUUCUUCGCCGCCUGGGUGACGUGGGUCACGCUGCAGUACCCGAAGCUGAUCUCCAACGGGAGCGGGAUGCUCAUCAUCAAUCGGUACCGCUUCCUGUUCCAGCGAUUCACCGUGGAGUGCUAUUUCUUUACGCCGAUCUACCUGUCCCGUAACUUCGUCAUAGCCAUCCUGCCCGUAGCAUUCGCAGACGACGGCCACCGCCAGGUGUUCUUGCUGGCCUGCGUGCUCAUGGCAUUCGGAUUUGUGCAAGGCUGGCUCCAGCCAUGGCGUGGGCUGAUGCCCAACCUUCUGGACACCGUCACGACUGCUUGUCUCAUCAUGGCGCUACUGGGCGCUGCGCUCCUGCACGACGUCGACUACGACGCGGUGGUGGCAGACAUGCAGGUGUUCUUCACCAUCCUCAUCGUGGUCAUGUGCAUCACGCUCUGUACGUUCGUCAUGCUCUUGUCGUGGCGGCGCCUCUUCCCAUCGAAGCUGUACGCCGCCUUCCUGUGCCACCACAAGCAGGGCUGCGCGGUGGGCGCGAGGCUGAUGAAGCUGGAGCUGGAGCUCCGCUUGAAAAAGCAAGUGUUUCUCGACUCAGACGCGCUCAAUAACCUCGAGGAUCUCCUAGAGACCGUCCGCGCGUCGAUUGGGACCUUGGUCGUGCUCCUCACGGCGGGCACGCUCUCUAGGCCCUGGUGCGCGGGGGAGAUCGCCACGGCUUUCAAGAACGGGGUGCAGAUUGUGCCCGUGGCGUAUGAUGAUUACACGGAGCUCACGGAGGAAGACGUCAAGGAGGCCUCAAUCGCCGCCCGCUGGUCGCCAGAGGCCUUUGGGCCGUGCGUGGCGCAGGGCGUGCUGCUCAGCGCCGUCGCGGAUGCGUACGACCACGUCCGGCUCCUGCACAAGAUUGCGUGCCCUCGGGUGGCUGCCUGCAUGGAAGGCAACCCCGCGCUUGCCAUGGACGCUGUGCGGCUUGUGGCGUCGCUCUGCCGCUCGAAUGGGAAGAGGCAGAUGACAGUCUCGCAGCUCGGCCUCGAGGACUCGAACAGGACCAGCGUCAGAAGCGAAGAUUCCGAGAAGGAGCACCAGGGCGCUUCGGACGAGCUCGGCAUGGCCGUGUCCUCCACCUCCAGCAGUGGGGGGAUGACGGCACGUUCCAGCCACAGCGCGCAGCUGGACUUCGCGGUGCUGGCGAACUACACGUGCGGCGAGAGCAUCUCCGCCGCCCGCGUGCUGUCGCGGCUGGUCCGCGGCAAGACCCAGAUGCGCACCACCGAUCUGCUGCACCCACGGGACGUGCAGGAGGCCAGAGCCCACAGCCCCACCCUGGGCUGCCUCUGCGUCCUGUUCACGCAGGACUGCCUCUCCUCGGAGGGCUUCCCGAAGACCCUCGUGGCGGGGCUCGAGGCGUGGGGCAAGGCGACGAUCCUGACGGUGACAAUGACCGGCUUUGCCUUCCCGACCAGCGAGGUGAUGAGAAUGUCUCUCGUGCCACAAGUAGCAAAGAUACUCUCCGAGACCGAGGACAAGGUUACCAAGAUCUACCAGAAACUGUUCUCGAUCCUCGCAUGCCCUUUCACUCCCAGCGGGCACAUUUCGGUGCUCGAGGUAGAGGUGGGCGGCAUCAUUCGCCGCAUGCGCUCCGACACGAAGCGUAACACCCAUUCCAGCCUUGGCAAAGAAGGUCCUAAACACUGCAAUGGGUCAUCGUCGCAGGCGGCCUCUGGCGCCGACCUGGUGACCGAUUCACUCUCUCCUGAAAUUGGUGCCGAUGGGCUCCCUGAUGGGAACGAGUUCAACAGCGUUUCCUCGGACCACACGGAGCAUCUAUCUGUAUAGUAUGUGAUGAGGCUCCCGCGGAUGGCGACUUGAUGCUGUAGGGAGGCUAGGGGUGAGAAGCGAAGACUACCACUACUCAUCCAGAAGGUCUGGCCUUGAGCGCGCACCGUGCCCGACUUCUGCUGCCGACGCAUGCUUCUGUGCUCAGCCUCCAUGAGCUGUGCGUUUCCACGGGCGAGCUCCAGUCAGGCGUGCGUGCAGGCCGCCGCACAGGCCGUGGUCUCUCUGCGCGCUGCCUUGUGCAAUGUUGCAGUCAGGCCAAGAAGGCAACGUCUUCGAUGAGGCGAGGCGUGAUUAAUUAGUGAACGAGAGCACUGGCAGCCCAGCGCGUGCGCCACUAUGGUAUGUUGUAUAUACUUGCGCUGCCCAUGCCCGUCGAUGUCCAGCGUGCUCGCAGCUGGAACGGCGGUGCCUAAUAUGAAGCUAAGAUUGAGCCCCACGCUGACCAGCCGCCGUGGCUCUUUGAGAUUGGGGAGGCCAGUGGUCCCUCUCUGGCUGCCUCGUCCAGGUGUGAUGGGUUGCAGCCCGUGCUUGUCCCCACUGGGGCGCUCACACUGUUUGAAUGUCGCCCUUCCCAUGGCUCUCUCUAGCUGGCGCUGCUCUGGUGGCCUCUGCUCUCCCCCCCUUCGUGCGCGCUUCACUCAGGCAAGGGAGCGAUGCACAAAACGGGGUCGCCCGCGCCGACGCUGGCGCGCAAGCUGCCCGCGUAGGCUCGCGCGUAGGCGCCCUCGUCUCCAAGUGUGGCGUGCCGCGACGGCGGCCUGCGCAAGCCGCGGCGCUAGGCCGCUGUGCCGUCUCGCGUAAGACCCGCUCCCUUCAGUCGCGCAAUGUGGCUUCCCGCGAAAACAUCAACGCGGUCAAAUUUCCCUCACCCGUCAAAAUCAACGCGGUCAAAUUUCCUGAAUGCUGGUGCUGCUGAAAACUGCCGCCUCGCAAUCUGCGCGCCACUGGGAUGCCCGUCGCUGGGGCGCCCGUGACGGCCCGUCGUCAUUGGCGCGAGGGCCGGCGCGUGCCCUCGGCCCUCCUCGCGGCCUGCACGGCCGCAGAACCUGGGUGACUGACGCUGCCUGUCCAAGGGUGACGGACGCUGCCUGUCAAGUUUUCGUGACUGACGGUGCCUCGCCCCAGUGUGGCACAUCGCUCGCUGCUGUCCCAAACGUGAUGGAGACCGAAGUGCCGAGAUGCUGCCGGGAUCCUGUGACCCGUGGGAGUUUCUGAAGGCCGCGAGGCAGCUGGAGCCAGUGUGUUUAUGUACAUUGCCUGACCUGGUUUUUGGUCUUGCGUUUGAACGGCUGCGGCUGCUUAUGAUUGUCCCUUGUCGUAUUGUACCCAGUGUUGCUUCUGUUCCUUAUCCUUCUUGUCGACCCCUCGACGCCAUCCGGGUCCUCCCUCCUCUUCCUGCUCCUCCUGCUUGCUCGCCUCUCCCGCGGACCUCGGCCGAGGGAGUGCUCUCCGACUCCCCUCGCUGGGGAUGUGCCACAUACUCCUACCUGCUACAGCGUGCUGGCGCGCGCGUGUUAGAGCGCCCGAAAAAAACGGCA